Amphiprion ocellaris (clown anemonefish) is the source of this 1806-nucleotide messenger RNA. It is a transcript of the gene kpna2, whose product is annotated as karyopherin alpha 2 (RAG cohort 1, importin alpha 1). The transcript is spliced from 11 exons. The coding region runs from base 89 to 1660 and encodes 523 amino acids. NCBI's taxonomy places the organism in Eukaryota, Metazoa, Chordata, Actinopteri, Pomacentridae. Gene Ontology annotation, cellular component: nucleus; cytoplasm. Gene Ontology annotation, biological process: NLS-bearing protein import into nucleus. The record is from RefSeq and is a predicted model, not a curated record. Gene Ontology annotation, molecular function: protein binding; nuclear import signal receptor activity.
AAAAUUUCUGUUCGGGAAAGAGGAAAAUAAAACAACACCAAGUUUACUUUUUGUGUCACUGCUGCUGAGCUCCUGUGUCACUUGAAAAAUGUCUGAGAACGGCGCCCGUCUGAACAAGUUCAAGAACAAAGGCAAAGACACUAAUGAGCUUCGCCGCAGGAGGGUGGAGGUGAACGUGGAGCUCCGCAAGGCCAAGAAAGAUGACCAGAUGUUCAAAAGGAGAAAUGUGGCUGCGUUUCCUGAAGAGGCCACUUCUCCCCUUCAAGAAAGAAACCAGAACUGCCAGGCGUUCAGACAGUGGACGGUCGAAGAGAUCGUCGCAGGACUGAACAGCGGAACCACUGAGUCCCAGCUCCAGGCCACACAGGCUGCACGGAAGCUGCUGUCCCGCGACAAACAUCCCCCCAUCGACCAGAUGAUCAGCGCUGGGCUCAUCCCCAAGUUUGUCUCCUUCCUGGGGCUGGCAGAUUGUCCUCCAAUCCAGUUUGAGGCGUCCUGGGCUCUGACCAACAUCGCCUCCGGGACGUCUGAUCAGACGGCUGCUGUCGUGGAGGGCGGGGCCAUCCCUGCCUUCAUCAGCCUGAUCACCUCCCCACACCAGCACAUCAGCGAGCAAGCAGUGUGGGCCCUGGGAAAUAUUGCUGGUGAUGGAUCGGCUCUGAGAGACAGGGUGAUCAAGAAUGGAGCUGUGACCCCUCUGCUCAGUCUGCUGGCUGUCCCUGACCUCACUGUAUUUAGUGCCGGCUACCUGCGAAAUGUGACGUGGACGCUCUCAAACCUCUGCCGCAACAAGAACCCCUCCCCUCCUAUCGGUGCGAUCCAGCAGAUCCUCCCUGCUCUCAUCCGUCUGCUGCACCAUGACGACCUGGAGGUGUUGGCGGACGCGUGUUGGGCCGUUUCCUACCUGACAGAUGGUCCUAACGACCGCAUCGAGGUGGUGGUGCAGACUGGUCUGAUCCCUCGCCUGGUGAAGCUGCUCGGCUUCGAGGAGCUGCCUGUGGUUACUCCUGCGCUGCGUGCCAUCGGCAACAUUGUGACCGGUACAGAUGAGCAGACCCAGGCGGUGCUGGAUGCUGGAGCCCUGGGCAUGUUCCCCAAACUGCUGCGCCACAAGAAGGCCAACAUUCAGAAGGAGGCAGCCUGGACUCUGUCCAACAUCACAGCAGGGAAGGACACCCAAAUCCAGGAGGUCAUCAACGCAGGCCUCGUUCCGUACAUGAUUGAAGUGCUAGUGAGGGGCGACUAUAAAACUCAGAAAGAGGCCGUGUGGGCUAUUACAAACUUCACCAGUGGGGGCACCGUUCAGCAGGUGGUCUACCUGGUGCAGGCCAACGUGAUCGAGCCUCUUCUGAAUCUGCUCUCCUCUAAGGACAGUAAAACUGUCCUCGUCAUCUUGGAUGCAAUUACCAACAUCUUCCUGGCCGGGGAUAAAAUUGGAGAAUCAGACAAGCUGAGUCUGAUGAUUGAAGAAUGCGGUGGACUGGACAAGAUUGAGGCGCUGCAGGCUCAUGAGAACGAGACGAUCUACAGAGCUGCCCUCAAUCUGAUCGAGAAAUAUUUCUCAGAAGAGGAGGAGGAGGUGCAGUGUGUGGCCCCAGAAGCAACCGAUGACGGUUACGCGUUCCAGAUCAGUGAAACCCAGAGCACUUUCAAUUUCUAGAUGAUUUUCUACCUCUACUGUGAACUGUACUCUUCCCUCAUCGCUACUGUUUGUCCUUUUGUUCAUGUGCUGUUUUUGUAUGUGUUGUACAUACUGUUUUAACAUGACUGGUGAAACAAGUUUGUAAAUAAAGUUGUUGGAUUAUG